Pollicipes pollicipes is the source of this 3056-nucleotide messenger RNA. RefSeq names its product putative ferric-chelate reductase 1 homolog. Bases 134 to 2173 code for a protein of 679 amino acids. The transcript has 12 exons. Lineage: Eukaryota; Metazoa; Arthropoda; Thecostraca; Pollicipedomorpha; Pollicipedidae. The record is from RefSeq and is a predicted model, not a curated record. Gene Ontology annotation, cellular component: membrane.
GCCGCCGCAGGAGCCGCGCGCGCCGCCGCUCAGUGUUUUGUGAGUCCGGACGGAGCGGAGCAGGGUGCGCGCGUGGAGCAACUCGGCGACAGUGCUGCUGCCCUCCGCCGACCGACGCCUCAGCCGAGCGACGAUGCGGUUGACGCUGUGUUCGGCGUUGCUGGCCGCGCUGCUGGCCGGCGGCGGCGGCUUCCAGAUGGGCGCUCCGGAGACGGCCUGCGACGACAUGACCCCGGGUCACGGCUAUCCGGCUCAGGCGAGCGCCAUGCCGUACGGCCUGGACGUCACCAACACGACCUUGCGCCAGGGCGACCGACUGAUGGUGACAAUCAGCCGGGGUCAGCAGCCGCCGUUCAAGGGCUUCUUCGCGCAGGCGCGCCUGGUGCGCGACCCGAGCCUGCCGCCGGUGGGCCGCUUCUACACCAAGCAGCACGCGACGGUGUCGUGUGGGGCCGCGCAGGCUAACAGCAUCACGCACGCUGACAGCAAGGAGAAGGAGGCGGUGACGUUGCUCUGGGAGUCUCCGGCCUCGCUGGACGAGGAGGUGGCCUUCCGCGUGACGGUCGUGCAGAACUACCGCACGUUCUGGGUGAACCACGACUCUGCGCGCGUGCGCGUCAGCGAGUCUGGUCAGGAGCCGCCGGCGCCGGCCGACGCCGUGACGCCGUCCGCCGCCGCGCCCACCGCCGCCGCGCCGCCUCCCACCAAGGAGGAGCCCAUCGAUGAUAUGACGCACAUGCUGGUACCGCGCCGCCCGAAGCCGAACCGGAGCUCACCGUCACCGCGAACCACCGAGCCCACCUGCACAGAGAACUGCGAGCCGUCGACCACGACCGCCUCACUGGCCGGGGGAAACGCGCUCGAAACCGUGUACGACGCGUGCCUGCUGAGCAAGGGCUGCUUCGCCCUGUCGGACGGCUGCCUGCAGGGUCGCAACUGCGACCUCAUGGUCACCCACAGCCGGCUGAGCAGCGGCGCCUACCGGUUCCAGCUGUACGGCCGCUUCCAGCCCGGCAACUACCUGGGGCUCGGCCUCUCGCGGGACAAGAUCAUGGGCAGCGACGCUGUGGUCUAUUGCGCCACCCGAGAUGAUGGCGGUUUCCAGGUUUUACACGCGUAUAACCUGGGCAAACAGGCGUUUCCAAUGCAAGCGACGUCCAGGGAGGGGCCUCUGGUCAGCGACUUCUCCAGCGAGUACCGGGACGGUCUCCUGCUUUGCGAGUUCACGCACUCGCCUCGGUUUACCGUCCGGGGCGAAGACUUCGACCUGGUCUCCGAUGACCUGCACCUCAUGAUGGUCAGCGGCACGGCAUCAGCGGACUCGGAGCGGCGGCCGCAGUACCACCGCGACUCGCGCCGCGUCAGCGCCGCGCCCGUCCGCCUGGCCUCGGCCGGCGCCGCGGCCGGCGACUCGGGCCUGCUGUUCCGCGUGCAUGGCGCCCUCAUGGUCAUCGCCUGGCUGGGCACGGCCAGCGUCGGCAUGCUGCUGGCGCGCUACUACAAGCAGACGUGGGUGGGCCGGAAGCUGGCCGGGCUGGACCUCUGGUUCCAGGGUCAUCGGACGCUGAUGGUCAUCACCGUGCUGCUCUCGCUGGCCGGCCUCGUGUGCGUGUUCAUACAGGUCGGCGGCUGGACCGCCACGCCCAUGUUCGGCGCCGAGGGGGCCAACCCGCACCCGCUGCUCGGUAUCAUCUGUGUCGCGCUGGCCGUCCUGCAGCCGCUGAUGGCCCUCUGCCGCUGCCACCCGACGGCCUCGCGCCGGCCCAUCUUCAACUGGCUGCACUGGAUGGUCGGCUCGGCCGCGCACAACCUCGGCAUCGUCACCAUCUUCUUCGCUGUGAAGUUGCCGGCCGCCCAGCUGCCCUUCUGGACCUACUGGGUGCUGGUCAUCUUCGUCGUGCUCCACGUCCUGACGCACUUGGCGAUGUCGGCGCAGCACUGCGUCGCCGACCGGGCGGCACGUGGCCACAAGACCACCUCGGAAGCCUACCGCAUGCGAGACAUGGCGACGAACGGCUACAGCGGCCAGCAGGCCGCCGCCCAGGACGACGCGCCGGGCGGUGGGUUCCGGCGCGCUCUGCUCGGGCUCUACAUCUUCGAGAACCUGGUGCUGGUGACGCUGCUGGUCGUGAUGAUAGUGCUGGCGCCGGCCGACUCCUGGGGGAGCUCGUAGGUCCGCACCGGGGGGCGGUUCUAAGGCCGCCACUGGCGCCGGCCGACUCCUGGGGGAGCUCGUAGGUCCGCACCGGUAGGCGGUUCUAGGGCCGCUGCUGGCGCGAGCCGGCUUCUGGGGGAGCUCGUAGGCCCGCACCGGUAGGCGGUUCUAGGGCCGCUGCUGGCGCGAGCCGGCUUCUGGGGGAGCUCGUAGGCCCGCACCGGUAGGCGGUUCUAGGGCCGCUGCUGGGGCGGCAGACUACUCGAGACGCCGCUGAGAGUAGUGCGCCGCGGUUGCAGUACAGGAGUCGCCAUCGCCGCCACCGGCCGGUGCGCUGUGGGACCAUGUGGGUAACCGCCGUCAGCGCCUGGCCCCAGACGGACCGUCUCCGCCGCCAGCGCCAGAGGGCAGCGCUGCGGAGUCUGUCCCGUGCUGUCGUUGGGCGAUUGGUGGAGACUGCAACGCGUUGCCCGACUGACGUGAUCAGAGAGCCCGCUAGUGGCGGCGGCAGUGCGCCGCUCAGAGCGCGCGCUCCCAAUCGCGUGAGCUCGCCGGCCACAAGAGCCAAGCGUCUUUCGUUGAGCAGUGACGCAUCAAGGGUACUUAUUCGGCGUCGCCAAUGUUCUCUCUCUCUGUGUUCGUGUUGCGGCAACGGCGCGGCCUGACCCGGUCGAGCCAGCAGCGGCUGCUUGCGGAUGUUUGCGAGUGUUGUGCUCUUUUAAGGGGCAUGCGUGCAGAGGUCUGAUUCGCGUGAGAGUGGAGUGACCCGAGUUUUUGCUGGGGUUUUAUGCGGUCCUCGGGGACCUGUGUUUACUGUUGCUGAGUGCCCGACUGUUACCGAGUGUAGCCUGGCAGAGGCAUUUGGGUCCACGCACGGCAGAAUACAACCAAGUGAGCUUUG